Molecule: messenger RNA, 2925 nt
Organism: Mycosarcoma maydis (corn smut)
Lineage: Eukaryota; Fungi; Basidiomycota; Ustilaginomycetes; Ustilaginales
Product: apyrase
Exons: 1
Coding region: 1-2925 (974 amino acids)
Biological process (GO): nucleoside diphosphate catabolic process
Cellular component (GO): membrane
Molecular function (GO): nucleoside diphosphate phosphatase activity
Source: RefSeq, a predicted model, not a curated record
AUGAGCUACCCAAUACAGGGAUCAUCGUCUCAGCCUUACGGCGCCUACUCCUUCAACACGCCCGUAAAGCAGCGAAAAAGGCGACAGCUCGCUCCACCCUUGCAGCACAGACAGACCGAGCAGCAACAGGACAAACGCCAGCCACAACCACAAUCGACUCAACUUACAUCCCGAGAGAAUGUGGCCGACGCUUACACCUGGAAUGCGGCUGCCAAAACGGCCAAAACCAAGUUGAACGAGUCGCCGCUCAAAGGUGCCGCUCCUGGUGCAGCGCAGCUCGAUGCUCCUUCCUCUUGGCUCAAAGGUCGAAAGUACGCUGUUCUCAUCGAUGCUGGCUCUUCGGGCUCCCGCAUGCAGGUCUACUCGUGGAAGGAUCCUAAGCUCGAGCGUGCGCAGCGAGCCAGCAAGGGUCUCGGUGCCAAACUUCUCCCCAAGGUCGAAAAGGGCACGUGGGAAAACUCGGGCGUAGACUGGAGCCUCAAAGUAGAACCUGGCAUUUCCUCGUACGGCGACCAUCCAGCCGAUGUUGGCGACCACCUCAAAGGGCUGCUCGACCAUGCCGAAAAGAUCGUUCCUCCCUCUGCCUGGGCCGAGACGCCGAUCUAUAUCAUGGCGACAGCAGGCAUGCGAUUGCUUCCCAAGUCGCAGCGCGAAGCAGUGCUUGACGAGACAUGCCGCUACAUUCGCCAACACACCAGCUUUAGCCUCGACGGCGCAGGGUGCAGCGAACACGUUCAGGUCAUCAGCGGUGAAGAAGAAGGCUUGCUCGGAUGGAUCUCGGUCAACUAUCUCAUGGAUGGCUUCCACAUUCGCGGCAAGAAGGCUUCUCUGGACGGCGAGACUGACAUUAUGGAAGGCCAGUCUACUUUUGGUUUCCUCGACAUGGGAGGUGCUAGCACCCAGAUCGCGUUUGAGCCAAGCAAGAAGGCGCUUCAGGGCGAAGGCGCGGCUGCCGAGGCUGACCUCACGACCGUGCAGCUGCGUAUGCUUGACGGCACCGAGGUCUCGCACAAGGUUUUUGUCACCACCUUCCUCGGAUACGGCACCAACCAGGCCAGACAACGCUACAUCGACUUGCUACGCUCCGAUGCGGCCAACGCGCAGGAGCCUUCACAGCCUCUGACAGACCCUUGUCUUCCCAACGGACUACAGCUCGCCCAUGUUGACGGCAAGCCAGACGUCUCGCUGACGGGGGCAGGCAACUUUACCGCAUGUCUCGAGUCCAUGCAUCCGCUCUUAGACAAAGAAGCCGUCUGCGACAAGCCUCCUUGCCUUUUCCAUGGCGUCCACGUCCCCAAAAUCGACUUUAGCGUGAACCACUUUAUCGGCGUUUCGGAGUAUUGGUUCAGCUCGCAGGACGUCUUCGGUCUAGGUGGUGUUUACGACUUUGUUGACUUCCAAAAGAAGGCUAACGAAUUUUGCGCCAAGCCUUGGGCUGAGCUCAAGCAGCAUCUCGAUGCUGAAGAUCUUUUCGGACCCGAAGUCCAGCUCAGCCGUUUGCAGACGCAGUGCUUCAAGGCUGCUUGGAUGGUCACCGUGCUUCACGAGGGUAUCGGCAUUCCAAGGAUCGUCGAUCACAAAGGUACAGGCGAUGGCACCGAUCACGCCGACGAGGCGCAGGACAAGGGCGAGCAGAAGAACCUCUUUCAGAGUGUCAACGAUAUCAAUGGCUUCUCUGUCAGCUGGACGUUGGGAAAGGCGGUUCUUGAGGCCAGCCGGGAAAUUCCUCCGGCGCCCGGAUCGCUUCUUUCUCCGUUCGAUGAACUUAACAAGCACAACUCGAAGCUUGGCAAAUGGGAUCCUUUCCGCUCGACGUGGCCCACCACAGGCGAGAAUUCUGCGUUCCCUCCCACAUUGGGAAGAGCAAGCCGGCAUGUUAGCCCGAUCUCGAUGAUUGUCAUGGUGUCGGUUUUCCUCUUUCUGCUUGUCACUUGCGUCUGCACGCGUGGUCGCGGACCGCGAGCUACGAGAAGACGCGCAGCUAUUAAGGACAUGCUUCCACCUCCUGUCGGUACGUUGGGCGGGUUUUGCAGCUCCAAGCGCACCGGCCGAGGAGACUAUAUCCUUGCCAGCAUGGAGGAGGCAGCUGGCGAUGCUUCGAAGCGCGGUUUCUGGUCCAAACUCGGCAAACGGGCGGACGUUAAGGACUACAGCCCGACCAUGGAAGCCGAGUUUGGCUUCAGUUCCGAAGGCAGCUCGGAAGAGAGCAGCAGCGGCUCCAGCGGAUCGACAGGCAGAGGCUCGCAGACGUCUUCGCGCAGACGCGGCGGCACGGGUGUUUUGCGUGUUCUGGGCUGGCCGGUCCGUGGUGUGGCGCUUGCAAUGAGCUCGACAUUCCCAUCUCUGUUUCCGCGGCGUACGACACGGUUCAAAAAGCGUCACUCAAACCUGCCCUUGAGCCGAGACGGCAGUGGCACCGACGGUAUGCUCGGGCAUGGUGCUCGCAUCGCAGCUAGGCGAGGAGGGACGACUCCUACCAUGGUGCGAGUAUCGCGACCGGCUUCGCCCACUUUCACUGGCAUUACCACGGGAACUGCCAUCUCACGACCAGCAUCACGCACUUCCAGUCGGGCGCCUACGCCCGUAUUGGGACAUCGUCUCACUUCAGCGACGCUAUCGACUCGAUCUGGGCUCACCACACCUGGCGGCAGCACCUCGAGCAGUGCUCUACCUGCCAGUGGGCCUGGCUCGCCUCUUGGCGAGCGUCACACACAGAGCCGUUCUGGUCCAGGUUCUGGUCCAGGCUCUGGUCCUGGCCUGUUCGCUGCCUCGAUGAGUCGCGUGCACUCGGUUGCAGACAUGUCGACCAUCGAAUCUGGCUUGCUGGCACCUACAAUACGCACUCCAUCACGUCAAGGCUCGCCAGCACCCCACCUCAGCCCGAUGUCUGAGCUUGGCAGUGAAGACGGUCCGCGUCACGCAUAG